GUAAGCUUUUCGUCAGACUACAAAAAGAUAAUGAAACGAAACUCAAAAAAAGCCUUCGCUAAUUACUUUUCCAGUUGAAUUUGGGCCAAGACGAGAACCGCAUCGGCAACUCUCCUGGCCUUACUCCUGAAGCGGUCGAAAAGGUGCAGAGCAUCCUUGAGUGCAUGCCUGACCGACAAAUCUUGGACUUUUUGAUGGAAUACUUUGUAGCCGAAGUUAAUUGGACGGACCAAUUGGUACACAUUCCAUGGCUCCUAGGAAAGUACCAGCAAUGGUGGCUGAUUGAAAAAGUAACGCUCGUGUUGGAAGUAGACCUUGCAGUGCUUAUUUUGCGUAUUUGUUCAUAUGCAUCGCAAUAUCUCCCCUCGCAGGGCUAUACGCUUAACAGGAUCGACGGGGCGUUGCUGGCUGAUAUCCGCAAUAUGUGCGACGAAACCGCUGGGAGUUUGAUUUCCAUCAGCAGAGCCCUAGAUAAACGAGGCUCAUUGAUUCAAGUGCAGUCUAUGGCCUUCUAUGGUUUGAAAUGCCAGAUGGAAGGAAGGCGAAACGCCUUUUGGGAAUCCCUCGAUCGCGCCAUCAAAGUCGCCCAGGCUAUUGGCCUUCAUAGCGAGGCCGUCAGAGUAAGACAGGGGUUAGACGAGAUUGAAAAAGAGAUGGAACGCCGAACGUUCUGCAACCUCUACAUUUGGGAUAGCAGCCUCUCUCGCCAACUUGACCGCACCGCUCUUUUAUCCGGUCGUCUGGAUCCAGGAAACUGGCCGCAAAUAUAUUUCGAAAGCGAUAACGAUAGCAGCGAGCUUGCUGCAGUUGUUCCCGACCCCUUCACUGAACGACUGCUUCAAGUACGACUCGCCGAUUUUUGGCGUUUCGUCAGGCCGGCUCCGAGAUCCGAAUUCGACAUGGUUGUCGCUGAAGAAAUCUACGACCAGUUUUGCCGCGACUAUAUGGCUAAACUACCUUGCACUUUUUCCCUUGAUCCCGAUAAGACAUGGGAUAAGCGGUUACCUAAGCUGCAGCUGCAGCGGCAGCUCCUUCACAUCGCUAUUUACGAGUCGUUGUGCUGGCACUUUCGGCCUGUGCUCCUUCACCACGAUAAAAGUAUGCCCUCUUACAAACGCGUGCUCUUGGACGCGCAUAAAAGGGCACUGGCUGUCGCAGCUCUGCACACGCUCCAAGGCGUCUCACAACUGCAUGCCAUGCUAUCAGGGAGCCACAGACGGUUUGCCGGGCUUAUCUUUUCGACCUUUGAUGCAGCAGUCCUGCUAGUUUAUCUAUGCACAGAUCCUCAAUUUCCACCACCAUGCCUAGGGCAUAAAACGUGUACGAUUUGCCCUAAGAUAGAUCCUCUGCGUCCAGGCAUGAUUACCUUAUCACGUCAAGAAUGCAUACAGGCUGUGCAAAGCGCGCUGAAUUGGCUACGCAUGUUGGGCGAAGAAAUCAGUGCUGCAGAUAUUGGAGCAAACACCUUGACACAACUUUUGAGUAGUGUCUGCAAGACGGACACGCCCACGACGACGGCGGUGGCGACCAACGGCACAGAAAUGAAAGAUGUGCUAAGUAAUCAGGAUAUCGUAGCAACCACAGUGCAAAGCGAUAUGCCGAAUUGGCACUCACUCAAUCCACUCGACCUGCAGCUGCUUGAAAAUUUCCUUCCGAUGGAUACAUCGUCAAGCCUAGGCGAUAUGACUAGCUGGCCUUCUCUAGACUCGUCGAUGUUUUCACCUUGAAAAGUACUAUGGGAGACCUCCACGGAAAUUAGGAGUCAUCAAUGAUAAAUUCUAGUCAUUAAUUUUUUCAUUCAAUCGGAUUUCACACAAUUAGCUGCGG
Messenger RNA from Talaromyces proteolyticus, 1827 nucleotides. RefSeq lists its product as uncharacterized. Bases 165 to 1727 code for a protein of 520 amino acids. Gene Ontology annotation, cellular component: nucleus. Gene Ontology annotation, biological process: DNA-templated transcription. Lineage: Eukaryota; Fungi; Ascomycota; Eurotiomycetes; Eurotiales; Trichocomaceae. The record is from RefSeq and is a predicted model, not a curated record. The transcript is spliced from 2 exons. Gene Ontology annotation, molecular function: DNA binding; zinc ion binding.